GUCACUCGUCUGUUUGAAUGACAACACGGAGACAUGACAACCAGCAGACACGUGAGCUCUUGAGGACUUCGUUGCUGACAACCAGCAGACACGUGAGCUCUUGAGGACUUCGUUGCCGUACUUUUUUCGCGCUCGCGAGGCUGACGGGAGUUCUCCACCGGAACCCGAGAACGCUACCAUGGCAUCCAACAACAAUGUGCGUGUCAACCCUGGUGAUGCAGGAACUUCGAAACACGAGAGCUUCAGAGACGACGGCGUUGGGCCUCCGCUUUCGCCGCAUUCUUCGAGAGAUAACCAAGCACCUCCACCAUAUCUAGAGUGUAUGCGUGGCGUGGCUACCCUCGGCGAGCAUAGAGCUCGUUGGGUCAUCCCUGUUGAGACGACGGAGUAUACUUAUGGUAGCCAGUUUUCUUCGUCCCGGUGGACAAGACCCGGAGACCCAGAUUCCGACGACAGCACAGCGUCCGUACCACAGUCGGCUGGCGUGGGCCCACUGUUAUCGGCGAACCCCGGUGAAGAGAGCAAGUUUCUGUCGGGCCGCCUGCCGUUGGAGCAAUCCGCGAGACCAUCGGGACUGCGCCAUGGUGAAUACUAUCUGCAGCCCACGCAUGCGACGCAACGACCUGUGUUCGCGGGUGACUCCUGGGAGCAGUUCGUGCUUCACAUGAAUGAAUGGAACCGUCGGAAAGAAAGGUUUAGAGGAAACCAGACCAGAACCGCUGCUUCGGGUGCUGAUUGGUUCACGCGGCCGCUACGUCCACAGCGGCACGUUGAGGCAACAUAUGCCCUCAUUGAGGCCCUUUAUGAUCGGGACACUGCAAUCGAGAACUGCCGCCUCCAACUUGAAGAGGACCGGCUGCGGUUCGAGAUAAAGCGCCAUCAGCAGAAAAUGAAGCUGAAAGAAAUGGAGCUUCAACAGAGGCAGGCGGAGCAGGAGGCAAAAUUCAAGCUCAGGCGGCAGGAGCUAGAGGCGCUAGCUGAGGAGCGUAGGCACAACAGGGCCUAUCAACAAGCGCAGCUUGAAAUCAUAAAGUUAAUAAUAAAUAAGUAGAUGUAUCCGUUUAAACCUCCAUGUAGCUAAGUCCGACAUAACUAAGUACUUAUUCGGGGCCAUGACAAGGUCACCAUCCAUACUGCUGUUCUCAGCUUAAAGUUGUAGAGCGUCUAUUGUGCCUGUAUAUGUAAAAAAACAUAUUAAAAAAAUAAUAUCUAAUUGCUAA
Rhipicephalus microplus (southern cattle tick) is the source of this 1220-nucleotide messenger RNA. RefSeq lists its product as uncharacterized. The record is from RefSeq and is a predicted model, not a curated record. Lineage: Eukaryota; Metazoa; Arthropoda; Arachnida; Ixodida; Ixodidae.